Messenger RNA from Xiphias gladius (swordfish), 3729 nucleotides. It is a transcript of the gene slc12a7b, whose product is annotated as solute carrier family 12 member 7b. Bases 191 to 3706 code for a protein of 1171 amino acids. Gene Ontology annotation, cellular component: membrane. The transcript has 26 exons. Gene Ontology annotation, biological process: chemical synaptic transmission; chloride transmembrane transport; cell volume homeostasis. Gene Ontology annotation, molecular function: potassium:chloride symporter activity. The record is from RefSeq and is a predicted model, not a curated record. NCBI's taxonomy places the organism in Eukaryota, Metazoa, Chordata, Actinopteri, Istiophoriformes, Xiphiidae.
ACCAAUGAGCGAAGGAAGAGGGCGGGCACAUCUGCACUGUAAUCAAUCCCCUGAUCACCGCUUGAGCUUGUCUGUCGAGUCGUACGCUGUGCGCGUUUGCUGUCAUCGAACGUGAGCCGCGGGGUUUAAGCCGGUCGAUGAGUUUUUUACUCCACUAAAAGUGCGACAAGACAGGAGAAGAAGGAGGGACAUGGGGGAAAGAUUUGUAGUAGUCCCGGUUGACGGAGGAGGGGGGGUCGCCGGGGAGAGGGAGCACUCAGACGCGGUUGUCGCUGACCCGGCACCGGACACCGGCAGCAGCAGCAGCAGCAGCAGCAGCGCCGGCGGCGUUGAUGGCACAGUGGGGGCAGAGGAGGCGCGGGAGGACUCUGUGUUCGAGCCGCAGGACCCCAACGCUGUGGUGCCGAUCCUGGAGUACAACAGGGAGCCCAACAAGUACGGUGAUGGUGUUCCAAAAGAAAACAGUCCCUUUAUCAACAACAUAGACAAUGACAAAGGCAACAGCUAUGAUGGCACCAACAUGGCUCUGUUUGAGGAGGAGAUGGACAGCAACCCCAUGGUGUCAUCUCUCCUCAAUAAACUGGCAAACUACACCAAUCUCACCCAGGGGGCCCAGGAACAUGAGGAAGCUGACGAUGAUGAGGGGCCCAAGAAGAAAGCUGUUAAGAGCCCACAGAUGGGGACCUUCAUGGGUGUCUACCUACCCUGCCUCCAGAAUAUUCUCGGGGUCAUCCUGUUUCUGCGCCUUACCUGGAUUGUCGGCACUUCCGGCAUCUUGGAGUCCCUGGCUAUCGUUGGCUUGUGCUGUUCUUGCACCAUGCUGACAGCCAUAUCCAUGAGUGCAAUCGCUACUAAUGGCGUCGUUCCAGCUGGAGGUUCCUACUAUAUGAUUUCCAGAUCUCUUGGCCCAGAGUUUGGGGGAGCCGUAGGCCUCUGUUUCUACUUGGGGACAACUUUUGCUGGCUCCAUGUACAUCCUGGGUACUAUAGAGAUUCUUCUGACCUACAUCGUGCCUAAAGCAGCCAUCUUUGUGGCAGAGAAAAAGGAGGAUGAGGUGGAGGCCCUGCUGAAUAAUAUGCGUGUUUAUGGCACAUGCUGCCUAGCACUGAUGGCUGUGGUCGUCUUUGUCGGGGUUAAAUAUGUCAACAAGCUAGCUUUAGUCUUCCUGGCCUGUGUCAUUCUCUCCAUCCUCGCCAUCUAUGCUGGAGUCAUUAAGACCGUCUUUGAGCCACCAGACUUUCCUGUUUGCAUGUUGGGAAAUCGCACUCUGAAGAACCGCAACUUUGACAAGUGCCUUAAGACAGAGGUUAUAGACAACGUGACAGUCACUACCAAGCUGUGGAAGCUGUUCUGUGACGGGCCUGAGCUCAAUGCCACCUGCAAUGAUUAUUUUUUAUACAACAAUGUUACGGUGGUGCAGGGCAUCCCCGGGCUGACGAGCGGAGUCAUUUCAGAAAAUAUGUGGUCAGAGUAUGGUCCUCUGGGUAUGUUGGUAGAAAACAAGAAGUUGUCAUCUCUUGGGGGAAAUGAACCUGCCCAGGACAUCUACAUGCCAUAUGUAGUCAAUGAUAUAACCACGUUCUUCACACUGCUGGUCGGGAUCUAUUUCCCAUCUGUCACGGGUAUCAUGGCUGGUUCAAACCGGUCAGGCGACUUGAGGGAUGCCCAGAAGUCCAUCCCCAUUGGGACCAUCCUGGCUAUUGUUACCACCUCCAUCAUCUACAUCAGCUGCGUGGUUUUAUUUGGUGCCUGCAUUGAGGGCGUUGUUCUUCGAGACAAAUUUGGUGAUUCAGUGAAAGGGAACCUUGUUAUAGGCACAUUAUCAUGGCCCUCGCCCUGGGUCAUCGUGAUUGGCUCAUUCUUUUCCUGCUGUGGGGCUGGUCUGCAGAGUUUGACUGGUGCCCCGCGCCUGCUGCAGGCCAUCGCACGAGACGGCAUUGUACCUUUCUUACAGGUGUUUGGUCAUGGGAAAGCUAACGGAGAACCUACCUGGGCCCUGUUGCUGACUGCUGGGAUCUGUGAGAUCGGCAUCCUCAUCGCCUCACUGGACUCUGUGGCUCCUAUCCUCUCCAUGUUUUUCCUCAUGUGCUACCUCUUUGUGAACCUGGCCUGUGCUGUUCAGACCCUGCUGCGAACGCCCAACUGGAGACCACGCUUCAAAUACUACCACUGGGCUCUGUCCUUCCUGGGAAUGAGCUUGUGCCUUGCGCUCAUGUUCAUCUCCUCCUGGUAUUAUGCUAUUGUUGCCAUGGCCAUCGCUGGGUGCAUCUACAAAUACAUUGAAUACAGAGGGGCGGAGAAAGAAUGGGGCGAUGGCAUCCGUGGUCUCUCUCUUAAUGCAGCCCGCUAUGCCCUCAUUCGCCUUGAGGAGGCUCCACCACACACCAAGAACUGGCGGCCUCAGUUGUUGGUGCUGCUGAACCUGGACUCAGAUCAAGGAGUCAAACACCCUCGUCUGCUCUCUCUCACCACUCAGCUGAAGGCAGGGAAAGGCCUGACGAUAGUGGGAAAUGUUUUAGAGGGAACUUAUCUCACUAAAGAGGCAGAGGCCAAGAGGGCUGAGCAGAACAUCAAGUCUGCCAUGUCAGCAGAGCGGACCAAGGGAUUCUGUCAUGUUGUGAUGUCUUCAAACCUCCGAGACGGCGUCUCCCACCUCAUCCAGUCUGCGGGGCUGGGAGGGAUGAAGCACAACACGGUCUUAAUGGCCUGGCCUGGGACCUGGAAGCAGUCCAAUGACCGGCAGUCGUGGAAGAAUUUCAUAGAGACAGUGCGGGAGACCACAGCCGCCCAUCAGGCCUUACUUGUGGCUAAGAAUGUGGACAGUUUCCCUACCAACCAGGAGCGCCUGGGGGAGGGAACCAUUGAUGUGUGGUGGGUGGUCCAUGAUGGAGGCAUGUUGAUGCUGCUGCCCUUCCUGCUGCGACAGCACAAGGUGUGGAGGAAAUGCAAGAUGCGUAUCUUCACUGUGGCCCAGAUGGAUGACAACAGCAUCCAAAUGAAGAAAGAUCUCCAGAUGUUCCUCUACCACCUUCGAUUGAAUGCAGAGGUGGAAGUGGUGGAGAUGCAUGAUAAUGACAUCUCAGCCUUCACUUAUGAGAAGACACUGAUGAUGGAGCAAAGGUCUCAGAUGCUGAAACAGAUGCAUCUGUCCAGGACUGAGAGGGAAAGAGAGAUUCAGAGUAUCACUGAUGAAUCGCGUAAUUCAAUCCGGAGGAAGAACCAGGGCGCUGCCCAGAGUACGAACCCCAGCCAGCAGUCCUCACCGAUGGAGGACACUCAGGAGGAUGAGGCCCAGCUCAUCCAUGACAGGAACACAGCAUCUCACGCCACGAUAAAUGAUAAGGCCGACACCGGGCCUGAGCGGGUUCACAUGACUUGGACCAAGGAUAAGCUGUUCACGGAGCGUAAUCGUAACCGCGAGUGCAACGCCAACGUGGCUGUGCGCGACCUGUUUAACAUGAAACCAGAGUGGGAGAGUCUGAACCAGUCUAAUGUUCGUCGGAUGCACACAGCUGUCAAGCUGAACGAGGUGGUGGUCAACAAGUCGCAGGGAGCUCACCUGGUUCUCCUCAACAUGCCUGGACCACCUAGGAACAGAGGAGGAGAUGAAAACUACAUGGAGUUCCUGGAGGUUCUCCUCGAGGGCCUGAACCGAGUCCUUCUGGUGCGCGGCGGUGGCCGUGAAGUCAUCACCAUCUACUCUUAAAAGAAACUCUUACGCCCCACACU